Molecule: messenger RNA, 1911 nt
Organism: Naumovozyma castellii
Lineage: Eukaryota; Fungi; Ascomycota; Saccharomycetes; Saccharomycetales; Saccharomycetaceae
Gene: FET3
Product: ferroxidase FET3
Exons: 1
Coding region: 1-1911 (636 amino acids)
Source: RefSeq, a predicted model, not a curated record
AUGUCCACAAUGCAAGACAUAAUCCGGUUCACUCUUACAUUAUUACUUUCUCUGACGCACUUGGUCGCGGCAACGACACACACGUUCAAUUGGACUACAGGUUGGGACUACCAAAACGUGGAUGGUGUCCUCAAUCGUCCAGUGAUAACAUGCAACGGUCAAUGGCCUUGGCCUGACAUUAGGGUUCAGAAGGGUGACAGGAUUCAAGUUUACUUGACUAACGGAUUCAAUGACUCAGACACUUCUCUGCAUUUCCAUGGGUUAUUCCAGAAAGGGAACACUAAGAUGGAUGGGGUUCCCAUGUUGACGCAAUGUCCCGUUCCUCCAGGGACCACAUAUUUGUAUAAUUUUACUGUGGAGGACCAGGCCGGUAGUUACUGGUAUCAUUCACACACUGCCGGUCAAUAUGAGGACGGGUUUAGAGGAUUGCUUAUUAUUGAUGACGGAGAGAAUAAUAAGGAUUUUCCCUACGAGUAUGAUGUAGAUGUUCCUUUGGCUAUUGGGGAUUGGCAUGGUAAGACAGUGGACGUGUUGACUAAGAAAUUUAUGAACUUGUUUAACCCAACUGGUGCGGAACCAAUCCCACAAAAUUUGAUCUUAAAUAAUACAAGAAAUUUAACUUGGAAUGUGCAACCUGAUACAACUUACUUGCUAAGAAUUGUCAACACUGGAGGGUUUGUAUCUCAGUAUUUUUGGAUUGAAGAUCAUGAUAUGACCGUGGUGGAAGUAGAUGGGAUUUAUACGGAACAGAAUACGACUAACAUGUUGUACGUUACUGUGGCACAAAGGUAUUCUGUUUUCGUUCACACAAAGAAUGAUACUUCUAAGAAUUUUGCUAUUAUGCAGAAAUUCGAUGAGACGAUGUUGGAUCUGAUACCUAAGGAUUUGGAAUUGAAUGCAACUUCAUAUAUGGUUUAUAACGAAACAGCACCCAUGCCCGGGCAGAAUAUUGUGGAUUCCAUCGAUGAUUAUUUGGAUGAUUUUUAUUUAGUUCCUUACACUAAAGUUGAAAGAUUUGGUGAUCCGGAUUAUACGCUGACCUUAGAUAUGAAGAUGGAUAAUUUAAUGGAUGGUAAGAACUAUGCUUUCUUUAAUGAUAUUUCCUACACAACACCAAAGGUCCCCACAUUAAUGUCAGUAUUAUCAAGUGGGAAUGAUUCUGUGAAUGAAGCUGUUUACGGAACGAACACCAAUUCAUUUGUUUUGGAGAAAGAUCAAAUUGUUGACAUUGUCAUGAACAAUUAUGACACGGGGAAACAUCCAUUCCAUUUGCAUGGUCAUGUCUUCCAAGUUAUAGUGAGGGACCGUCCCUAUGACGAUGAGAAAGGAGAGACCGUUCAUCCAUUUGAUUCUUCUGAUCAUCCAGACUACCCUGAGUACCCAAUGAUGAGAGACACGCUUUAUUUAAACCCGCAAUCAAAUUUUGUGCUAAGGUUUAAAGCUGAUAACCCGGGUGUUUGGUUCUUCCAUUGUCAUAUAGAGUGGCAUUUGAUUCAAGGGUUGGCCGUUGUUUUCGUGGAAGAUCCUUUAUCCAUUCAACAAGAACAGUCUCAACACUUAACUGAGAAUGAGAUAGACGUUUGUUCUGCAGCAAACAUUCUAUAUCAAGGUAAUGCAGCAGGUAAUACUGUCGAUGUAUUGGAUUUAACAGGCCAAAAUGUUCAAGAAAAAAAUAUCCCCAAUGGGUUUACAAAGAAGGGUAUUAUUGCAAUGACCUUCUUGUGUCUGGAUGGUGUAUUAGGGUUGAUGACCCUUUCCAUGUAUGGUUUAAUGGAUAUUAGUAAUGUCGAGGAGAAAGUUAUUCGUGAUUUAGAACUCCCACCUGAAGUAAUCCUUGAGGAUGUAGAUUUGGAAAGUAGUCACGAAACUGGGGAAUCAAAUGUUAGCCAACUUUCUUCCACAGAACAUUAA